Molecule: messenger RNA, 2047 nt
Organism: Oryza sativa Japonica Group (Japanese rice)
Lineage: Eukaryota; Viridiplantae; Streptophyta; Magnoliopsida; Poales; Poaceae
Product: 3-ketoacyl-CoA synthase 5
Biological process (GO): fatty acid biosynthetic process
Cellular component (GO): membrane
Molecular function (GO): acyltransferase activity, transferring groups other than amino-acyl groups
Source: RefSeq, a predicted model, not a curated record
UCACAUCCGGGGAACCAACAAACCAACACACAUCCAACGAAAGGGUGAGCAACCAAACUUUAACUGUACAACGUAGGCAUAGCGCGCGGCAUGAGUAUGGCUGCACGUUUUCUCGACAGCCUCAAGGCUACGUACCAGUACUACCACCGUGCCAUGGGCAACGUCCUCGUCGCCGUGCCGGCCGCUGCUGGCGCCCUCGUCACGGUGGCUCUCCUCGCGCCGGAGGCCGAGUCGACGACGGUGGCGAUCGGGCGUCUACGCGAGCUGAUCAGGCCCGCGCACCUCUUCCUGGCCGUCUUCCUCCCGGCCGCCGCGGCCACCGUGUACCUCGUGAUGCGCCCGCGGGCGGUGUACCUCGUCGACUACGCGUGCUUCCGCACGGCGCCCAACUGCCGCGUCCCUUUCGCCACGUUCCUCGAGCACGCGAGGCAGGUGCCCACGCUCACCGAGCGCAGCGUGCGGUUCAUGACGCGGCUGCUCGAGCGGUCGGGGCUCGGGGAGGAGACGUGCCUGCCGCCGGCGCACCACUACAUCCCGACCUACAAGUACUGCACCCUCGAGGCCGCCCGUGCCGAGGUCGACCUCGUCGUCUUCUCCGCCGUCGACGAGCUCUUCGCCAAGACCGGCGUCAGCCCCGACGACGUCGACAUACUCGUCGUCAACUGCAGCCUGUUCUGCCCCACGCCGUCGUUCGUCGACAUGAUCGUGAACAGGUACAAGCUGCGGAGCGACAUCCGCAGCAUGCACCUGUCCGGCAUGGGCUGCAGCGCGAGCCUCAUCUCCAUCGGCCUCGCGAGGAACCUCCUGCAGGUGGCGCCGCAUGGCGCGCGCGCGCUCGUCGUCUCCACGGAGACCAUCACGCCCAACUACUACGUCGGGAACGAGCGCGCGAUGCUCCUGCCCAACUGCCUCUUCCGCAUGGGCGGCGCGGCCGCGCUGCUGUCGACGUCCCCGGCGAAGGCGCGGUUCCGGCUGAAGCACGUCGUGCGCACGCUCACCGGCGCGGAGGACAGCGCGCACCACUGCGUGUUCCAGGAGGAGGACGAGCACGGGAGCAUCGGAAUCAACCUUAGCAAGGAUCUCAUGACCAUCGCCGGCAACGCGCUCAAGGCCAACAUCACGGCCAUCGCGCCGCUCGUCCUGCCGGCGUCGGAGCAGCUCAAGUUCGCGCUCGCCUUCAUCGCGCGGAAGGCGCUCAGCGGCAGGGUCAAGCCGUACAUCCCGGACUUCCGCGCGGCGUUCGAGCACUUCUGCAUCCACGCCGGCGGGCGGGCGGUGAUCGACGAGCUGCAGCGCAGCCUCUGCCUCUCGGACGAGCAGGUGCAGGCGUCGCGGAUGGCGCUCCACCGAUUCGGGAACACGUCGAGCAGCUCGGUGUGGUACGAGCUGGCCUACGUCGAGGCCAAGGGACGCAUGCGCCGCGGCGACCGCGUGUGGAUGAUCGGCUUCGGCUCCGGUUUCAAGUGCAACAGCGCGGCGUGGGAGUGCAUCUCGCCGGCGCGCGACGACGACGGGCCGUGGGCCACGUCGAUCCACAGGUAUCCGGUGGACAUUCCCGACGUGCUCAAGCACUAGGAAGACACGGCAUCGCUGUCCUUCUGAAUAAUUCAGUGUUAAUUAAAACAGAAAACUGUAAUAUUCCUGUUUAGUGUGUGUGUGAGGCUGCGUUCUUUCCACAAGUUUCCCAACCCCUUUCCCUCGUUUUCCGCGUGCACGCUUUUCAAACUGCUAAAUGGUGUAUUUUUUUGCAAAAAGUUUCUAUACGAAAGUUGCUUUAAAAAAACAAAUUAAUCUAUUUCUAAAAAAAAAAUUAACUAAUACUUAAUUAAUCACACGCUAAUGGACCGCUCCGUUUUCUGUGCGGUGGAGUUGGGUUCCCAACCCCAAGUAUCAAACACAGCCUGAGAGAGUGUGUGACUCCUUCUACGGAGUGCAUGGAGUUGCUACAGAGUGGAGUAAAAAGUUGUCGUUGACAGGUAGUACAAUAAUGUUAUGAUUAUUGCGAAUAUUAAAGUUGAUAACGGAAAAGGAAUUAUCUUUUCUUGCC